Messenger RNA from Peronospora farinosa, 861 nucleotides. The record is from the annotation of a GenBank genome assembly. Lineage: Eukaryota; Oomycota; Peronosporomycetes; Peronosporales; Peronosporaceae.
AUGGAUCCCCCGGAGCAAUUGUACGCACUCGUGCUUGAACUGUCGUCGCCUGAACAGCGUGAAAGCGCCUUGUUGGAGCUUAGCAAAAAGCGCGAGGAGUUUCCAGAACUAGCGCCUAUUCUCUGGCAUUCGUUCGGGACUGUGGCUGCGCUACUACAGGAAAUUGUAGCCAUUUAUCCACUUUUGUCACCUCCCCAACUCACGGCUCAUGCCUCUAACCGAGUUUGCAACGCACUGGCUCUUUUGCAGUGUGUCGCAUCCCAUUCGGAAACUCGUACUCAUUUUCUCAAUGCACACAUUCCCUUGUAUUUGUAUCCGUUUUUGAACACGGUGAGCAAAAACCGGCCAUUUGAGUAUUUACGUCUGACAAGUCUUGGAGUCAUUGGUGCACUGGUUAAGGUUGAUGACUCAGACGUCAUCAAUUUUUUGUUACAGACGGAAAUUAUCCCACUUUGUCUCCGGAUUAUGGAAGCAGGGAGUGAAUUAUCCAAGACAGUGGCUACAUUUAUCGUGCAGAAAAUUCUGCUCGACGACAUGGGACUCACUUAUAUCUGUCACACUCCCGAGCGGUUCUAUGCCGUAGGAACGGUAUUGAGUAAAAUGGUGGCAAUUUUAGUGGAUACGCCCGCUCCACGACUUCUGAAGCACAUUAUUCGUUGCUAUCUUCGUUUAUCGGAUAAUCCACGUGCUAAAGAAGCUCUUCGUCAGUGUCUGCCAGAAGCUCUACGUAACCACACGUUCGAUGAGGCUCUGAAGGAAGAUGCUACUACAAGUCGCUGGCUCGCACAACUUUUGUACAACAUUAGCACGGAUACAAGCGUGGGUGCUGGGGCUGUCCAGGGUGCACGUCUCUCUAGUUAG